AACCAAACCCUCCUAUUCGCAGCCACCUAUAAAUACCCUCCCUAGGGUUUACGUCCUUCGUCUCCACCCAGCCCGCGCCGCCGCCGCCCGCGCUCCCCUCAGGUAAGGAAGGAGGAGGCAGGCGAGGAUGUCGCACCGCAAAUUCGAGCACCCGAGGCACGGGUCCCUCGGCUUCCUCCCCAGGAAGCGCUGCUCACGCCACCGCGGAAAGGUGAAGUCCUUCCCCAGGGAUGACCCCAAGAAGCCCUGCCACCUCACUGCCUUCCUUGGCUACAAGGCUGGAAUGACCCACAUCGUCCGUGAGGUCGAGAAGCCUGGCUCCAAGCUCCACAAGAAGGAAACCUGUGAGGCUGUGACUAUCAUUGAGACCCCUCCUCUUGUCAUUGUUGGACUUGUGGCAUAUGUGAAGACCCCUCGUGGCCUGCGCACUCUCAACUCUGUCUGGGCCCAGCACCUUAGUGAAGAAGUGAGGAGGAGGUUCUACAAGAACUGGUGCAAGAGCAAGAAGAAGGCUUUCAGUAAGUAUGCCCUCAAGUAUGACAGUGAUGCAGGCAAGAAAGAAAUCCAGUUGCAACUUGAGAAGAUGAAGAAGUAUGCCUCAGUUGUUCGUGUUAUCGCCCACACUCAGAUUAGAAAGAUGAAGGGAUUGAAGCAGAAGAAGGCCCACCUCAUGGAGAUCCAGAUCAAUGGUGGCUCUAUUGCAGACAAGGUGGACUAUGGCUACAAGUUCUUCGAGAAGGAGGUCCCUGUUGACUCUGUAUUCCAAAAGGACGAAAUGCUUGAUAUUAUUGGUGUCACCAAGGGUAAGGGGUACGAGGGUGUCGUCACCCGUUGGGGUGUCACCCGCCUUCCAAGGAAGACUCACAGGGGUCUCCGCAAGGUUGCCUGUAUCGGUGCCUGGCAUCCUGCUAGGGUGUCCUACACCGUCGCCCGCGCUGGUCAGAACGGGUACCACCACCGCACUGAGAUGAACAAGAAGGUUUACAAGAUUGGCAAGUCUGGACAGGAGUCUCAUGAGGCCUGCACGGAGUUUGACAGGACCGAGAAGGACAUCACCCCGAUGGGCGGCUUCCCGCACUACGGUGUGGUGAAGGGCGACUACCUCAUGAUCAAGGGCUGCUGCGUCGGCCCCAAGAAGAGGGUCGUCACCCUCCGCCAGUCCCUGCUGAAGCAGACCUCGCGGUUGGCGCUCGAGGAGAUCAAGCUCAAGUUCAUCGACACCUCGUCCAAGUUCGGGCACGGGCGCUUCCAGACCACCGACGAGAAGCAGAGGUUCUUCGGCAAGCUCAAGGCCUGAGCUGCUGUCGAAGCAAAAUGUCUCACCUGAUAGUGUUAUCAUUUCAUUUUUCUUCUCAAAUUUCGUGGGAAAUAUUCGAGGAACUGUGUAUGUGUUGCAACUCUGAGCUGCUGCCAUUGCGGAUGAUUAAUCUAUCGAGUAUUAGGAAUUUUGGAAUC
Messenger RNA from Phragmites australis (common reed), 1455 nucleotides. RefSeq names its product large ribosomal subunit protein uL3-like. The record is from RefSeq and is a predicted model, not a curated record. Gene Ontology annotation, biological process: translation; ribosomal large subunit assembly. Gene Ontology annotation, cellular component: cytosolic large ribosomal subunit; ribosome. The transcript is spliced from 6 exons. The coding region runs from base 128 to 1297 and encodes 389 amino acids. Gene Ontology annotation, molecular function: RNA binding; structural constituent of ribosome. Lineage: Eukaryota; Viridiplantae; Streptophyta; Magnoliopsida; Poales; Poaceae.